This is a messenger RNA of Oncorhynchus keta (chum salmon), 1608 nucleotides long. RefSeq lists its product as uncharacterized. NCBI's taxonomy places the organism in Eukaryota, Metazoa, Chordata, Actinopteri, Salmoniformes, Salmonidae. The record is from RefSeq and is a predicted model, not a curated record. Bases 635 to 1093 code for a protein of 152 amino acids. The transcript is spliced from 4 exons.
CCCCACUUCUAGGGGCCUGGCAAUCACCCAUCACUGUCCAUCUCAGACCAGGAGUUCUCUGAGUAAAGCCUCAUAUUCUGCCAAAUUACCAUGGGAUGGAAAGAGGGAGAGAGAGAGAGAGAGGGACAGGGAGAGAGAGAGGGACAGGAAGAGAUGGGAAAGAGAGAGGGAGAGAUGGGAGAGGGAAAGGUGUCCACCCUCACCGAGACACCCUCACCCUGCACGGGGCCCAAUUCCACAGCCAAGCCGGGAGGAUCAUCCUAAAGAAUGCUUUAGAAAGAAAGACAAAACUACUACAGGACAGGAGGACUUUAGAACUAAAGUUAAAAUACCAUGGGCACCAACUCAAAAACCCUCUAGCUCUCACAAGAGUUGGCCAAAUGUACCCUCACCCUGCCAGAAUCCUCCACCUGCGAGAAAUGGCCCCCAGUCAUACUCCAAAAAUAUCAAAGGCGCGCACUCACCCUCAGCUCAGACUAAAUCUAAAGUACCAGAGGAGAAGACAGACUCUCAGCACAUCAGCUCCCCCCCUACAACACAGAAGGUCCCUCAGGAGUCAGUGUCCCCUCCCCUGUCCCCCCACUUCAGACCCGGCCCCAGCAGUCCGGAGCUCAUCCAUGCCAUUGUGAGUGCCAUGGGCUAUCUGCUUGGUGUGCCACCCACCUCCAUCCCUGGCCUCUGCCCUUCACCUGAAGACCCUGGUACAUCCUCCACCACUGACCCAUCAGCUUUUAACUCAGACCCCAUCCAGCCCCCCUGGACUGAAGAACUACGACUCAUCCGGGAAAGACUCAGUGAGCCUGGCUUAGGGCUCAACCCCCAGCCUCCAGACCACACCCAACCAGCCUCCAGACCACACCCAACCAGCCUCCAGACCAUACCUAACCAGCCUCCAGACCACACCCAACCAGCCUCCAAACCACACCCAACCAGCCUCCAGACCACACCCAACCAGCCUCCAGACCACACCCAACCAGCCUCCAGACCACACCCAACCAGCCUCCAGACCAAAGGACACACACACACAGGACAGAGGGAAGAGAGGCCUGCACAAUCAAUGGCACCAUCACUGAGAAAGAAUACAAAGAUGUGAGAGGAGAUAGGAUGAAGAUGAGGAUACUGUAGCAUGCUACACUGCAGAGCUGCAAGGAGUCAGAGAGCAGCUGUUCAGACAGGACUUGACUGACUGACUGGUGGAAUCAGAAGAUGUUCACGUUAACAGGCUGAACAUCUGCUCAUACACCUGGGUUGUGUUUCUAACUCUUUCUCUGGAUAUAAUGAUCUAAUAAAUACAGAGUCAAAUACUUUAUGUACAUAUUCAUUUGCUGUAAGUACUGGCAGAUCAGCUCUUUGAAUUGAUGAUUUCAAUUCUUGUGAUACUGGUUUAAUUUUUAGAUGGAUUUGAUCUUGCUUUCAUUUUGACAAGCAGUUAGCUGAAAAAUACAGGAAGCUGGGCAUGCUGAAGGUUGCACAUGUGACCACAGGAGGGCAGUCUCAUGCCAACCUAAUGCAAAUCCUAGUCAUAAUGAAGGGAGAAAUGAAAUCUAAUGUACAAAUUGUCAAAACAAAUGUACAGAGCACUGUGCUUUUGAAUAAUUUCUAUGUGGA